Leptopilina heterotoma is the source of this 1703-nucleotide messenger RNA. RefSeq lists its product as uncharacterized. Lineage: Eukaryota; Metazoa; Arthropoda; Insecta; Hymenoptera; Figitidae. The transcript is spliced from 3 exons. The record is from RefSeq and is a predicted model, not a curated record. The annotation marks the transcript as partial.
AUUCUUUCAGCUCCCGGAAGAGCGGCCGACGAAGUUUUGCUUGGCGAGGUUGACAUUUCCGUGCACGGUUUGGAAAUUACGGAAGAACCAUUUCUGAAGAAAUGUACCCUUGAUGGAAAGGCAUAUUCUCACAGUCAAACAAUUCCCUCCCACGACUCCAAUUCCCAUUGCUUGUGUGUCGCCGGUGAAAUUUACUGUUGGUGGCAAACUUAUCAUUCGAGUACGGAUUCCUCUCCUUCCACAGAAAAGACCUAUACUGUUCAAAGUAGUAGCACCGACUCCAUCGAAAACUUGGAAGCCUCUGGAGAUCCUUCAGAAGAAAUGAUUGAAGGAAGAGACAGCCACUUCGAAAACAACACGACAAAUACGAAUGAAAUACCUACUUCUCCAGCCACCUGCAAUAUCAUGGGUAAAAUUUAUCACGAAGGCGAGAAAUUACCGCACACAACUGGCAAUUGUGUGGAAUGUAGUUGUGGACCAGAGGGUCGAAUCAAAUGUUCACCAAAAGACUGUGUCUCACUGAGAUCAGAAAUUUCAUCAGAUAAUUCGUCAGACGGAGAAUUCGAGGUAUUAAGGCGAAAUGGAGAAAUGGACGAAACCUUUUAAUCCAAACAAGUGAUAUAUAUCCGUAAUAUAAAAAGAAAUCUUUAUAUAUAUCUCUUAAUCCGGAAAACAAGAAAUAAGAAUAACAAGAAACGAAUAAUAUAAGUUCGAGAAGAAAAUAAAUCUCGAUUUUUUCUUUAUUUUCAAUUUAAAGAGAAAAUCGCAUUGAAGGAGAAGUUUUUUUCUUUUGCAAAAAAAGAGAGUGAGACCUAAGUAGGAAAUAGUAGAUACUUAUGUAGAUAAUAUAGAAUUUUAAUUGAACUAAAAGAGGAACUAAAAAUUAUAAAUUUUUUCGUUCCGCUAAAAAAAUUGUUACUUAAUAAUUUUUACUCGCCAGUGUAUUUAAAUCAACGCAUAUUAAAAAAUAUUUUUCUUACUUAGAAACUUACAAUAUUAGAAAAUUUCGAAUCGAAUAGAGUGACAUUAAAAAAACAACUUUACAUUAAUUACACUCGUGUAGAUUUGACAAUCAAGAAUCUACCCAUAUCGAUUAAUAAUAAUUCAUUAAAGCCCAAAAUUAUUUGUCGAAAUUAUCCAUUUGAACAAAAAAUCUAAAUCCAUCACUAAAAAAAAUUUAGAAAACUUUUUCAUUAUUUUCAAAAUUUAAAUACUAAGAAAGUAAGAAUGAAUUUCUAUCAAUAUUACGGAAAACUUUUCUAAUUUUUUUUAUAAAGAAAAUAAAUAAACUUAUUUCGAAUUAGUAAAAAAAAAUUUUUUAAUCACAUUUAUAGUCGUAAAUGGUAUAUGUGCUAAUUGGGCAUUAAUGAAUAAUCGACUGUCAUAUUCUCCUCGUGAUAUUAAAAAAAGGUGCAAUGGUCUUUAAACUCAAUUAAAAAAGAUUUAUUUGAAAAAUAUUAUCCCGCUCGUAUUUGGAGUAUUUGAAUCAUUUUAUCAGCUUUAAAAAGAGCACAAAAUAAUAAUCAUAUUAUAAUGUAUCUACAUAUCUCGUACAUGCGGAACCAAUUAUCGGAAAACGAUAUUCACAAAAAAAACUAUAUAUGUAAAUAUUAUUUAUAUUGUGUAAAAUAAUAAUUGCAAAUUAUAAUAUCCAUUCUAUUACUGUUUUCCAUUUAUAAUAUAAUUUUCUUAUUGCAUAUUAA